AGGAGGUGGAGGAGGAGCCCUAUAGAACUUGUGCCUACUAGUACGUCUCUUUGGAACCCACCGGGCUGUUCACUUGGUUCAAAGAAGACACAUGGGACUUGGAGACAAAUGCCAUCACAGGUGUGUAGAAUUCAUCAUCUUUUGUAUCUCUUGAUACCAGAAAAUCUGGAGGGCACUAGGAAUGGUCUGCAUGAUACAGAAAAAUACAAUGAAGCAAAAUGUUCCCUCCAGGAAAAAGAAAAUGUUAUAUUUAAUCCUCUGAACUCGUAUUCGCUGAAUUAACUAAUUAUUGGAAGCCUCUUUGGCUUAGCAUAGACUGCUCAUUUCUUUUGUUAAGAUUCAAGGUAAAUGAAACUAUCUAUUUUUGUAGAAAUGCAUUGAAUUCAGAGUGAUUUUAGGUAUAGAACUAAGAGCACUGGCAGUUAGUGAUCUCCUCAAACUACAAAAGUAGUUUGAGACUUUCAGUUAUUAUUAAUAGCAAAGGUUCUGAAGCAUGAAAAUAUUACUGUUAGAUGCUAUGAUAUUUACAUCAUGCAUCCAUCUAUUGAGAAAAUUAACUCAAACAAAAACACAUGCUCUCCUGAGAUUAUGUAUGAGAAUUUCAACCACGAGAUACCAAUAGAAGAUCCUAAAAAGUCGCUAAAUAUGGCAAAAAUGUUGACCUCCUGAACUGUUAGCAGUACAACCCAAUAUAUCAAUUUAGUUUACCAACUGUAUACAUAACAAUGGCACAAAAAAAAUUGUAUACAUAGAAACAAACAUCGACAUGCAUGACUCUGUAUGGACUAACAUAUAUCGCUAACAUGAAAAGUGAGUGCAUAUAUCACCCCAAUCUCAGUAUGCAGCAAGUAAGUAAAGCUAGUUGCAAACAUAUACCGUCAAGGCAUGAAGUUACGACUGUUCUGUUCAACCCCGUUGUAAUCAUGCAGAAAUGGACGCCACUUCAAAGCAGAAACGUUGAGCUUUUCCCUUCAUAGUAUUCUGAAGGAACAACCCAGGUGGACGCAAGAGUACCUAUGGAUCCAUCAUUCUACCCACAUCAGUUCUGAAACACAAAAUCAUUCUACCCACUAGAUUUCAAACUGAGUAGCCAGACUCAGAUACAAUCAUGUUGGCAUGUUUCUACAAAGGAAUCUAAGAUUAACCAACCUACCAUCUUAUCAUAUUUGUCUACACCUACCGACGAAAACCAUCUCACCAACUGCCAUGCCGAUUGGCAUUAUCCUAUUUAGCAGCCAUUGUUGACGGGUGGAUAACACCUUUGAAAACGUCUGCAUGUUGGACAUUUUUGAGAUUUAGCAACUACCAAGUUGUCAAAAGAGGACAGAAGGUCUAAAUUAUUGCUGGGAAAUGAAAGUGACGGGACAUAAACAGCGAUUUAGGAGUUGUUGGAGUAUUAGCACACCACCUGCAACUGGCAAAAGGCAAUAAUGCAAGACCAAAAAUUGUAUAUAUGGACCAGGCUACUGCUACUUGCCAACCAAACCAAGAGGGGCAUGGCAAUGGGGGUCAUGAGUUUCCUAUGGUCAUUGCCAGCCGUCCUGAUGAUCGUCACGGUGAUCGCCAGCGAUGAGGCUGCGUUGCUUGCUUUUAAAGCACAAGUCAGCGAUGGCAGCUCGCUGGCCUCCUGGAACAGCAGUGCUGAUUUCUGCAGCUGGGAAGGCGUGACAUGCAGCCACCGGAGGCCCGCGCGGGUGGUGGAGCUGAGCUUGGACAGCAGAGCGCUCGUCGGAGUACUCUCCCCAGCCCUAGGGAACCUCACGUUCCUGCGGAUGCUCAACCUGAGCUUCAACUGGUUCCAUGGGGAGAUUCCAGCAAGCCUCGGCCGCCUCCGUCGCCUACAGAGGCUAGACUUGAACGACAACUCCUUCUCCGGCAAGUUCCCUGUAAACCUGAGCUCCUGCAUCAGGCUGAACAAAAUGGGACUACACAACAACAAGAUUGGCGGCCACAUCCCAGCUGAGCUCGGCGAAAAGUUCAUAUCCCUGGCAGUGAUCUCGCUGAGGAACAAUAGUUUCACAGGUCCCAUCCCGGGGUCAAUGGCCAAUCUGUCCUAUCUACGAUAUCUUGAUUUCUCUGACAACCAGCUAGUUGGUUCAGUCCCACCAGUGCUUGGAAGCAUCGAGACCAUGCGAUUUUUCAGGCUCUCCCAAAACAACCUCUCUGGUAUGCUUCCACCUUCUCUCUACAACUUGUCGUCGGUGGAAUAUUUUGAUAUAAGUCACAAUAUGUUUUAUGGAAGCAUUAUGGAUGAUAUCGACAACAAGUUCCCCAAGAUAAAUGGUCUUUACUUGAGUAAUAAUUACUUCGCGGGGACCAUCCCUUCCUCAAUAUCUAAUCUAUCUAACCUCAUACAACUCGACCUGGGGUUUAAUAGAUUUAGUGGGUAUGUGCCUCCCACAUUGGGGAAGUUGCGAGCACUCCAAGAUCUCCACUUGUCUGGCACUAAGCUUGAAGCAAAUGAUAACAAAGGGUGGGAAUUCAUCACUUCUUUGGCAAACUGCAGCCAGUUGGGCUUCUUGGCACUUGGCGGCUACUAUUUCGAAGGAUUGCUGCCAGCUUCAGUUGCUAACCUCUCGACGACUCUUCAAGAGUUAUACUUACUGGACAGUCGGGUCUCUGGAGUUAUUCCUGCAGACAUAGGCAAUUUGGUUGGUCUCACCAGGCUUGCAAUAGCAAACAAUUAUAUCUCCGGAGUGAUCCCAGAGAGCAUCGGUAAGCUGGAAAACCUGAUUGAGCUAGCCUUGUAUAACAAUAGCUUGUCUGGCCUCAUACCGCCGUCAAUAGGGAACCUUUCACAGUUAAACAGGCUUUAUGCAUACUAUGGAAACUUGGAGGGGCCCAUUCCAGCAAGCCUGGGGGAGCUGAAAAACCUAUUCUUACUUGAUUUGUCAACAAACUACAGACUUAACGGUUCAAUACCCAGAGAGAUUUUGAAAUUAUCUGGCCUUUCUUGGUACUUGGACUUGUCAUACAAUUCCCUUUCAGGACCCCUUCCUAAUGAGGUUGGUAGCUUGGCAAACCUCAACCAACUGAUUCUAUCAGGAAAUCAGUUGUCUGGCAAGAUACCGGAUAGUAUUCAGAAUUGCAUAGUCUUGGACUGGUUAUUAUUAGACAAUAAUUUGUUCGAGGGGAGCAUACCUCGAUCACUGACAAAUAUAAAGGGGCUCAGUAAACUGAAUCUGACCAUGAAUAAGCUCUCUGGUAAUAUUCCCGAGGCCCUUGCUAGUAUUGGAAACCUGCAGGAACUGUACCUAGCACACAAUGACUUUUCUGGAUCAAUCCCGGCAGUUCUACAGAAUUUGACUUCAUUGUCCAAAUUGGAUCUAUCCUUUAAUAAUUUGCAAGGUGAGGUGCCAGAUGGAGGUGUUUUCAGAAACAUCACUUAUGUAGCAGUUGUUGCUGGGAAUAUCAAUCUGUGUGGUGGUAGACCUCAACUUCACUUGGUUCCAUGUUCCACAAGCCGCAUUAGCAAGAAUAGAAAAAGGAAGUUGAAGUCUCUUGUAAUUUCUCUAGCAACAGCUGGAACAAUCUUGUUGUCACUUUCGGUUAUUGUUCUUGUUUGGAUACUUCGUAGGAAGCUCAGACAAAGCCAGAAGACACUAGUGCAAUACUCAGUUGCUGAGAACCAUUAUGAAAGAAUCCCCUAUCAUGCAUUAUUGAGAGGAACUAACGAAUUUUCAGAUAUUAACUUGCUUGGGAGAGGAAGUUACGGUGCAGUUUAUAAGUGUGUUUUGGAAAAUGAGGACAGAACAUUGGCUAUCAAGGUGUUUAACCUCGGUCAAUCCAGGUAUUCCAAGAGUUUCGAGGUUGAAUGUGAAGCCAUGAGAAGGAUACGACAUCGUUGUCUCAUAAAGAUCAUUACUUCUUGUUCAAGCGUCGACCACCAAGGUCAAGAGUUCAAGGCAUUGGUGUUUGAGUUCAUGCCAAAUGGUAACUUGGAUGGUUGGCUCCACCCAAAAUCUCAAGAGCCCACUACAAACAACACGCUCAGCCUUGCCCAGAGGCUUGAUAUUGCUAUCAAUAUUGUGGACGCAGUAGAAUAUCUGCACAUCUAUUGUGAACCAUCGGUAAUCCAUUGUGAUCUUAAGCCAAGCAACAUUCUUCUUGCUGACGACAUGAGCGCCCGCGUUGGAGACUUUGGCAUAUCAAGGAUCCUUCAAGAAAAUACAAGCGAGAGGGUGCAAACUUCAUAUAGCACAAUUGGGAUAAAAGGUUCCAUUGGCUAUGUUGCUCCAGAGUAUGGAGAAGGCUCUGUGGUCUCAACUCACGGUGAUAUUUAUAGUCUUGGCAUAUUGCUGCUUGAGAUGUUCACCGGAAGGCGCCCAACAGAUGACAGGUUCACAGAUUCAUUGGGUCUGCAUAAGUUUGUCGAGGAUGCUCUUCAAGAUAGAACCCUGGAGGUAGCUGACCCAACAAUCUGGCUGCACAACGAACAACAUGAGAACAAUACUAUUAGAACACAGAAGUGCUUGGUUUCAGUGUUGAGGCUUGGCAUAUCCUGCUCAAAGCAACAGCCUCGAGAACGAACAUUGACCAGAGAUGCAGCAGCAGAGAUGCGUGCAAUCAGAGAUGCACAUCUCGCGUUUGUUGGCUAGGUUACAGGAGAACAUGAAGCAGGAAAAGAAGCCCUGACUCAAUAAAUUCGAACAGGACUGAAAAAACAAGUUUGUACAAGACACGAUCCUGCAAUUUAUAUGUAGCGCUUUAGUUAGUACUCCGUACUAUGAUUGUUCUCAUUC
Molecule: messenger RNA, 4742 nt
Organism: Triticum dicoccoides
Lineage: Eukaryota; Viridiplantae; Streptophyta; Magnoliopsida; Poales; Poaceae
Product: putative receptor-like protein kinase At3g47110
Exons: 2
Coding region: 1431-4598 (1055 amino acids)
Biological process (GO): protein phosphorylation
Molecular function (GO): ATP binding; protein binding; protein kinase activity
Source: RefSeq, a predicted model, not a curated record